AUGGAAGAGUUAAUAGUUGAACUUCGUCUCUUUCUUGAACUCCUGGACCACGAGUAUCUCACCUCAACUGUCAGGGAGAAGAAGGCAGUCAUCACAGACAUCCUGCUGAGGAUACAGUCAACCAAAGGUUUGGAAGUGAAGGAUCAUGCCACGAAGCCGGAGACCCCCAGCAGCCUGCCGGCCCCUCCCCAGAUGCCUUUGCCCGAGAUCCCACAGCCGUGGCUGCCACCCGACAGUGGGCCGCCACCGCUCCCAACGUCCUCUCUCCCGGAAGGCUACUACGAGGAGGCCGUGCCCCUGAGUCCCGGGAAAGCUCCGGAGUACAUCACCUCAAAUUAUGACUCGGAUGCAAUGAGUAGCUCUUACGAAUCAUAUGAUGAGGAGGAGGAGGAUGGGAAGGGGAAGAAGACGCGGCACCAGUGGCCUUCGGAGGAAGCCUCCAUGGACCUGGUGAAGGACGCCAAGAUCUGUGCCUUCCUGCUGCGGAAGAAGCGCUUCGGGCAGUGGACCAAGUUACUCUGCGUCAUCAAAGACACAAAAUUGCUGUGCUACAAAAGUUCCAAGGAUCAGCAGCCCCAGAUGGAACUGCCGCUCCAAGGUUGCAACAUUACAUACAUCCCGAAAGACAGCAAAAAGAAGAAGCAUGAACUGAAAAUCACCCAGCAGGGCACAGACCCACUUGUUCUUGCCGUCCAGAGUAAGGAGCAGGCUGAGCAAUGGCUGAAGGUGGUCAGAGAGAUCUACAGCGGCUGCAGCGGGCCCGCCGAGCCGGAGUGUCCUCCCCCAUCAAGCUCCCCGGUGCACAAGGUGGAACUGGAGAAGAAACUGUCUUCAGAGAGACCAAGUUCAGAUGGUGAGGGUGUUGCAGAAAAUGGAAUUGCUAUGUGUAAUGGAAAAGAACAAGUUAAGAGGAAAAAAAGUUCCAAAUCAGAGGCCAAGGGAACCGUGUCUAAAGUCACUGGGAAAAAAAUCACCAAGAUCAUCGGUUUGGGAAAGAAAAAGCCAUCGACGGAUGAGCAGACCUCCUCGGCAGAGGAAGACGUGCCGACGUGCGGCUACCUGAACGUGCUCUCCAACAGCCGCUGGCGGGAGCGCUGGUGCCGAGUCAAGGACCGCAAGCUCACGCUGCACAAGGACAGGGCCGACCUGAAGACGCACAUCGCCUCCAUCCCGCUGCGCGGCUGCGAGGUCAUCCCGGGGCUGGACUCCAAGCACCCCCUGACCUUCCGGCUGCUUCGCAACGGCCAGGAGGUGGCUGUGCUGGAGGCAUCUUCUUCUGAAGACAUGGGCAGAUGGAUUGGGAUUUUGCUGGCCGAGACGGGGUCCUCGACCGACCCCGGGGCCUUGCACUACGACUACAUAGACGUGGAGAUGUCGGCAAACGUCAUCCAGACGGCCAAGCAAACCUUCUGCUUCAUGAACCGGCGUGUUCUGUCCACUAACCCCUACUUGGGAAGCACCUCCAAUGGCUAUGCGCACCCCAGCGGGACGGCCCUUCACUAUGAUGAUGUCCCCUGCAUCAGCGGCUCGUGGGGCCCCGACGACGACGCUCCCGCCCCGCGCGGCCGAGGCCCGGGCGAAGAGGCGCUCUAUGAGAACGCCGCCCUGUACGAUAGCUUGCCGUCUCCGAGAAUCUUUGCUCGCUGCCCCCCCGCCGACAGGAAGGCUACUAGGCCGUCCCCCGACAGGCCGCCCCGUAACCGCUACCAGCACCCCGCCUCCUCCGGCCUGCCCUCCUCCCCGCCUGUCACUAACACCUCUUCUGUGGGGAGGGCGUCUCUCGGGCUCAGCUCACAGUCGAAGGGCAAGAAGCCCCCCGUGGCCUCCAAUGGCAUUACAGGCAGAGGCAAGGCUCCGAGCGGGCCGCAGAAAAAGGCUGACUCGGCGGCGGGCGUGAAGCGGACGCCUUCGAAUGCUGACCAGUACAAAUAUGGCAAGAACCGGGUGGAAGCAGACGCCAAGCGGCUGCAGGCCAAGGAGGAGGAGCUGCUGAAGAGGCGGGAGGGCCUCCGCGACAGGCUGGCCCAGCUGCGCAAGGAGAGGAAGGGGCUGAGGGCCGCCAUCGACGUGAACAGCGGCAGGAAGACCCAGGUGGUCCUGGAGGAGAAGCUGAAGAGGCUGGAGGAGGAGUGUAAGCAGAAGGAAACGGAGCGCGUCAACCUGGAGCUGGAGCUGACGGAGGUCAAGGAGAGCCUCAAGAAGGCGCUGGCUGGCGGCAUCACCCUUGGGCUGGCCAUCGAGCCCCGCUCAGGGACGUCCAGCCCGCAGUCUCCAGUUUUCAGGCAUCGGACUCUGGAGAACUCGCCCAUGUCCAGCUGUGAGACCAGCGACGCAGAGGGCCCGGUGCCCGUGAACAGUGCGGCCGUCCUGAAGAAGAGCCAGCCGGCCUCCGGCAACUCCCCGUGCCGGGGCCACGUGCUGCGGAAGGCCAAGGAGUGGGAGCUGAAGAACGGGACAUAG
Molecule: messenger RNA, 2460 nt
Organism: Rangifer tarandus platyrhynchus (Svalbard reindeer)
Lineage: Eukaryota; Metazoa; Chordata; Mammalia; Artiodactyla; Cervidae
Source: the annotation of a GenBank genome assembly